This is a messenger RNA of Patiria miniata (bat star), 3670 nucleotides long. RefSeq lists its product as uncharacterized. The transcript has 13 exons. Bases 98 to 2434 code for a protein of 778 amino acids. The record is from RefSeq and is a predicted model, not a curated record. NCBI's taxonomy places the organism in Eukaryota, Metazoa, Echinodermata, Asteroidea, Valvatida, Asterinidae.
CUGAAAAGGAGCGUGAUUUGUGCUUUUAUGUGCAUCCCACCGAAUUGUGAAAACAUUGUGUGUAGGCUCGCUAAAUUGGAGCACAUCAGAGUAAGGUAUGGCUCGCGGGUUCGGUUCGUUGGUGUUCCUGUUGUGGGGUGUGCAGGCGUUUCUUACCGACACCGUAGAGUCUUCCCACUUCAGGGGCGAGGCUCUGUCUUGGAGGGCGACUGAUGAACCCAACAAGAUUGAUAUCAAUUGGAUGGUCGGUUUCAGCCAAUCGCAAUGCGACGAGUCGCACAUCACUGACGGUACCCUGAUUGUUGCGGCAGAGAACUUAAAGUGUCAGCAGUGCAGUCAACAACAGAUAUCGACCGUCGACUAUCAAUGCACGGACUACAGUCAGGCUGAAAAUUGGCAGAGGGGAGUGGGACACACGAGGUUUACCAUCGAACCAGGAUUAACUGAAUUUGAUAUCAGAUAUGCUACAUGCUGUUGGAUUUCUCUUCAUAAUGGGGGAUCGAACGCGUACAGCGCUGAGGCUCACGUUGAUCUGUCCCCCCACAACGGCGUCAUCAACUCGUCCCCAGUUACAUCAUGGAUGCCAGUGUCUCGCAUACAGCAAGGAUGCAGUGUAACGCUCAAUAUUCCAAAGGGGGAUCCAGAUGGAGAUGUAGUGCGAUGUCGUUGGCCCUCCAUCGAAGCUGAAAGAGGAGGCGUGACUCCGAUGCCAGGCGCUUUAUUGGAUUCGAAUACAUGUAUCGUGUCCAUCAACGCAGUGUCGUCAUCAUUAGGAUGGUAUGCUAUCGCUCUCGUGAUCGAAGACUUCUCCACGCCAACCGCCGUCAUUUCCAAGAGCAAAGUCCCACUCCAGUUCCUUGUCAACGUCUACUCGAGCAGCGAUGCUUGCAAUGACAAACCGGCGCUGAUAAACCCCAGCCCUGACCAGGGUGCCCGCUUCGGGCUUGUGCCGGGGCAGGUGUUCAGAACGCAGAUCCGGGCAAGGGCUUCCAGUGCUCAAAUAAUCGAGAUCGAAACGACCUCGCCCGUUGGCAUGACAACAUCGGCCAUUUCACUGGUGCCCAGCACAAUGAAUGAACAUUUCAUCACGGCUUCUUGGACACCCUCCAAUAACCAAACUGGACUUCAUGUCUUCUGCUUCAAUGCGUUAGACUCGGACGGGUACACGAGUGAAGUACGCUGUGUAUAUCUGACAGUCAGAGGUUGGACAAGUGCCCAAUCGCCCAUGGCAGCCACUUCAGCGGCGAGUGAAGGGACUACUCCCCAGUAUACCCAUUCGACGGCACUCUUGGGUGAGGUUCUCACCAGCCAACUUUCCACACAACGCACGACACAGUCCACUUCAAUGACUGUUCGCCCACCCGUGAUGAUGACCCAACCACCCCCAUCUCCCUCAAUGGACUGCUCCGAUUCUGGCAUGACAGUUUUCAUUCCCCGAUCCAUGAUUGGUGAAGCCCUGGCAUCUCAUUUGCAUUUCCUGGACUCGGCGUGCGUCGGUAGUCAUCAUAACGCCACCCACGUCAAGAUCGCGACAACAUACGACCGAUGUGGGACUCUCAUGGAGGUUCGAGAGAACAAUGUGAUGUUUUCCAACAUCAUCCACGAUGAGGCAGUUCCUGUGCCAGGCAGUGUUAUAACCCGAGACCAAGACGUCAAGAUUCCAGUCCAGUGCAUCAUGGACUCGGAGGGGAUUGCUGAACUAAGUUUCCGUCCCGAUAUCUCCAAGAUCACAUUCCGCGAAGAUGGCUAUGGCACCUUCAACUUCUCCCUCCGCCUUUACCAUAGCAACAACUAUGCCAGGCCCUACCAGUCCGUUGACUACCCCGUCCACGUCGGGAUGGGUAACAAGCUGUACUUCGAGGCCCGGACCUGGAGCGAACCUGGACUGCAGCUGUUUGUUCAGACGUGUCGCGCCACUCCGACCACCAACCCUGACGAUUUCCAUGGCUAUACUUUCAUCCAAGAUGGGUGCAUCAGAGACAACACUGUGGCAUUGCAUCCAUCGCUCCACCCAGACAUCGAACGUUUUGAUAUUGAUGCCUUUGCAUUUGUCGGUUCCCUACCCAAGCCUGUGGUGUACGUUCAUUGUGACAUGCUCCUGUGCAACUCCAGCGAUGCAGGCUCUCGGUGUGCUAUUGGGUGUCAAAAUGGUACCUCCGGCUCGCCACUCAGUCUGCGCAGACGCCACGCAAGAUCUGCGUCUGGUUCCCGGUCUUAUGCCAUCACACAGGGACCCAUAUCAGUGGAGCAGGACGAAGGGAAAGAAGCCACAUCUAAGAUGGCGUCUGUUCAGCUGCCAGUCCUUCUGACAACUGUCUGCCUAUUGGUUGGCUGCGUGCUGGUACUCGGCGCACUGGUUGCCGUAAUGCGUAAACGGACCAAACGCCUUCACAUGUAUGAGCCAGUGUCCACUGAGGAUCAGGAAGAAGACUGAAUUAACGAGUCAUGAAACGAAUUGAUCUUAUUUUAAUUAAACAUCUGGGAUAACUUCUAUGCAUGAACUUUUAAUACAUAUUCCAGUGUUUCUUUCACUUGCAUAAAAUUUAGAUACAAUUAGCUACCGUAUUUAUUCACUUCGUGCACGAGCAAUAUAUGGCGCUUUCACAAUUCUCCCUUUGCAACCGUAGAGGGGGUACUUAUACACGGAGCCAUGGGUGCAGUCCAGUAAGUAAAUUGCUAUAGACCCCAACGAUAAAUGCCAUCACUUAAAAACAAUCUGAAAAAAGACAUGUCUCCAAGGUGAUCGAGACACACAUCAAACUAAAGCUUAUUUCAUCAUCUUUCAUUUGGGGUUAACCAAUGACUUUUGUUGGGAAGUUUACAUGAAAGUUGAAAGUAGUCCUAAUGAGGUCCGCCACCAUUUUUGAAAAAUGAUCCCACUCCAUUUGGAAAACAGAGCAAUUCUAGGGCGUCGUUUCAUCCAAAUUUCACAGAAACGCAAACUCAAAGUCCUGUGCAGAUCGAGCCUCCACUCUUCAGUUGUGUACAAAUCUACACAAACCCCAAAACAACAAAGAAUCUAAGGUAUGCAAAUCAUGAGUUUCUCCUUUGCGAGAAAUUUGGAGCCUAUUAAAUAAUUGUCUGCUAUACCUAUAUUUUUCCCCUUCCUUAUUCCUUUCGAAGAUCAUUAGUCUAGUUGAAUUCGGCAAACAUCUCAACCAUGGACCACCCCACAAAAGUUUCACAUAAAAAAAACAAAAUAAGAAUGAAUUUAUAUAAUCAAUUAAUACUCAGAAAAGUGAGGAUUUUCUUAUUAAUAAUGUAUUAUGUAACAGUAUUUCAACUGCUUUAAUACUCAGAAGGAUUCAAUUGUCAAGUGUAAACACAACCAAUAAAAAUUAGUUCAUUAGAUUUUGCAUGCUUAAAAAUCGUUACAUUACAAAUUUAGCUCGUUUUGCAUAUUAGUUCAACGUUUCCUUAGAGCAAGGAAAAAUGUCAACACGUAAAAAAAAAAUGUAUGCCCAAGUUAGAAACGUUUUGAUUUUCUCAUUGUGUGAUUUGGAGAAUAGUUUUACCGUAUUCCAAAUCCUUGUACUUUCUCUACCAUAUUCUCAAUUUAUAAGUUUGUUUCGAGGGCAAGGCGGUUAACCCCCCCCCCCCCCCCAUUGACAUCCAUGCAGACGCAGACGCCCAUUUGUUAACUGUGUAUUAAAUUAAAAUGAAAAUAUGA